Arachis ipaensis is the source of this 1370-nucleotide messenger RNA. The record is from RefSeq and is a predicted model, not a curated record. NCBI's taxonomy places the organism in Eukaryota, Viridiplantae, Streptophyta, Magnoliopsida, Fabales, Fabaceae.
CUUGUCGUUUUGUUGAUAUCCAUUAUCCAAAACGAUCAAUUUUAAGUACAAACGACACAUGGAACUGCCUAGCUGAGCUCAAAUUUUUAAUUUCUUUUUGUUUUUCAAAACUCUCAUUCUUUUAUUUCGCAAUUUGUUGCAAUUUCGCUCCUUGAAUCUCACUGUUUCACACUUUCACCUCAUCUCGGAAUAUUCGCAGAAAGUAGGAAUCUUCUCUCCCCGUUUGUUCAAAUUACCGAAAUUCCGAUUGUUGCUGUGUUUCCAAUCUGAUCUGAGUGCCCAUGGCGCGGAGGUUUGAUCUCGAAAGAUGGUAGAAUUGGAGAUGGUGGAAGUUAGUGCAAUGCAAUAAUAGUUCAGGGAUAUUAUUGGGGUGUCUCCAAUUGGGGAUUUUUUUUUUAGGAUUCAGGGUUUGGAGUUCAGUAAUAAUGUUCUAUGGUGCGGUGGUGUGGGAUCCUUGGCUCAUUCUUGCUCAGAUUGUAUGCUUUCAAUGCUUGUACUACGUCACUCUCGGCUUCUUCUUGGCCAUUCUCGUUGGAACUCGCGUCUCAAGAAUGACCCUCGUUUAUUUCUUCGAUUUCGUUACAGUCACUACCUCCACCUUCACCGGUUGGUGUGUCAUUGCCUCCUUUAUCCUCACCUCAAUUUCAGGGGCAGUGUAUAUGCUUUAUGUGAUUGAAAGGGCAAAGAAAUGCUUGGAUUUUUCGGUUACACUCUACAUAGUUCAUAGCUUUAUAUGCAUUGUGUAUGGUGGCUGGCCUUCUUCCAUAACUUGGUGGAUUGUGAAUGGUAUUGGAAUUGCAAUGAUGGCUCUGCUAGGGGAAUAUCUCUGCAUCAGGCGCGAACUUCGCGAGAUACCAAUAACACGAUAUCGUUCGAAUGCUUGAUUGGCAUAUGUAACUUCAGCAUUGAAGUCAAGAGAGAGCAUUGUCUUGCUGGUUGUUAAGACCCUUUGGUAAGUUCUCAAUCUGUUCAAGAAAGAGAAUGACAGAGUUAUUAGGAGCAGCCCUUAGUAUUUAUGCAUUUGUUCUGUAUUUGGGAAACAAAUGAAAGAUCAUGAAUGGUUUCUUACAAUUGCAAUUUGAUGAGCCUUGUCUCUCAGAAGAAAGACUAGAAUAGUUGACAGAAUAACUGUUGUCAAGGGAGCAGCUGCUGAAACCCAAAAUAGUUUUGGUUUCCUCAAGCUCUGCAGAAAUUAUUGAGAAUUUUCAGAACUUAAAGAGGUAAAUGAAUUGCAAAAGAAAACAAUAGUUGUAUAUAGUUGUCCCCACGAACUUUUGGAUAUGUUUAAAAUUUUGGAAAUAUAGGUCAAUUUUGUGUCAUAUAAGUUUAGUUGUUUUUUGUCUUUUUGAUAAACUUUUAAAUGUUUUGCU